AUGACAUCGCUUCACGACCUCUACCCAAAGCACCGGGUCCAUGCCUCGUCCCGUCUACAUAGAAGGCGGUAUUCGCCUCAAUCUUUUGUCUACACCGUCUUGCUCUUCUCUCUUCUCGGUCUCGCCGGCUACGUCUAUCGCUCCGAUGCCGAAUCGACACGGCCUUCGCAACCACACACCGCGAUAAGCCGAAGAGAUGUCGGGACCUUUGCGACCACCGAUGAAGAGUGCCGACUCGUCCACAGAGCUACCGAUCAAUGCCACUACAUUACGAAACACUGUCCUGACGAAGACCCAGGCUUCUUGGCCUAUCUACAGCUCUUCUACUGCACCAUGCCGCAUGCCAAACCUAUCGCCUUUCUCAUCCUCGUAUCUUGGCUUGGUCUUUUGUUCAGCACCAUCGGCAUAGCUGCCAGCGAUUUCUUCUGCAUCAAUCUGAGCACGAUUGCUACAAUUCUGGGAAUGAGUGAGAGCAUGGCAGGUGUCACCUUCCUGGCUUUUGGAAAUGGCAGUCCGGAUGUCUUCUCUACAUUUGCAGCUUUCAGCACAAACAGUAGCAGUCUGGCUAUCGGAGAGUUGUUUGGUGCUGCUGGCUUUAUCACUGCUGUCGUUGCUGGUUCAAUGGCCUUGGUCAGACCUUUCAAGGUCGCCAGGAAAGCUUUUGUUCGUGACGUUGGCUUCUUUACCGUUGCUGCUGCUUUCUCUCUAUCCUUCUUGUGGGACGGCACGCUACAUCUGUGGGAGUGCAUCACUAUGGUUCUCUUCUAUGUCUUCUAUGUGGCCUUUGUCGUUGUUUGGCAUUGGUGGAUGGGCGUAAGAAGGCGUCGUCGUGAGCGUAACGCUGCUGUCAGGGGGCAUUACUUAAUCCCUGGAAGUGAGGAGAUCGAGGCCGAAGAGAACUAUCACGAUGUCGAUGACGAUGAAGAGGCUACCACUCGCCCAUCCUUUUCACCAGGCCCCUCGGUAGACGACUUUUCCGCUCUCGAGAGAGGGGCCACGCCAAUCGUCGUUGAGCCUUAUGAGGAUGAAGACGAUGAUGAGGCUAGAGAUCGAUGGCUGGGAGAGCUCAAAAGCAACAUGCGCUUGACAAGACCUGGCCCCGGCUCCCGGCGCAACACACUGACUCCAAUUCGUCCCAGUCUUGUAGGUGCCCUUGAGUUUCAGGCCGUCCUCAAGUCGUUACAGAAGGCUAGGUCCUAUCAGACGAUCCCCAUGCACUCCCGAAGAUACUCGGAUGACCCGACCUUCACUACUGUUCAACAACAAGAGGAACUAUCUGGAGCUUCCGACCCAGCUGCCCGACCUCCCUUCCACACAGCGACCGAUGGCACAUCUCCAGUUCUUGAACGACCUGCGCCCGAUGUUCUGAAGGGCAACGGAUCUGGGCGUACUCGUGCCGUCUCUGCGAACGAUGCUGCGCACUUGAGCAUCGAUCCACGCUUUGUUCAAAAGCACACCCCCAAUAUGCUGGACAUCGUGGAGGAUGAGGAUAACAGCCUUCGUCUGCCAUCCGUCCGGGCGGCUUCUUUCCGCAGUGUUCCUUCGAAGAGAUCCACACGACCUCAGACCCCUGAAGUUACUAUCUCCGACUUCGACGAUCGUGGGUCCGCUUCAAAACAAGCGGCCGCAUACUUCGAUCAGACCACUACUUCUGGGCAUACUCGCGCACGCUCUACGAGCUCAAUCAGUGUGCCGUUCAUAGACGUCUCUGAAGACGUGACAAUGUCUCCCUCGAAGAGGUCACGUAAUAGUAGUCCCAGCCACUCACCUCGCUCUUUUGGACAAGACCUCUAUAACCUGAAGAUCCCGGCAAGCAGUCACAUCUCACCCAACACUUCAGCGCCUUCAUCCCCCUUCCCGGCAUAUUACGAACCAACGUCCGCCAACAGCAGUCGGCCACCAAGUCUAUACCUCCCUGCUGCAAGCGUGUCCGUUGCGUCAUGUCCACUAACGCACAUUGACCACGAGGUAGAAGAAAAGCCGAUUCGCUGGUGGCCCUACAAGAUCCUACCCCCACCUCUUGUACUUCUGUAUAGACUCUUCCCAACCAUUGAACACUGGCGGGACAAGAACUGGUGGGAAAGGAUUUUGGCUGUAGUGGCAGCUCCGAGCAUGUUCUUGUUAAUCGUCACUCUGCCUGUUGUGGAGUCCGAUCGGGAAGAGGCAGAGGAGGAGGCCGACGUCCUUGACCACACAGGAUCCAAACCUCCAAGCCUCCGUGCUUUGGACGAGGACAGUCCAGAUGCACACUCUUCUGACUAUUUCCACCCUGCUGCAACGCCCGGAGCAGGAAGUGCUGCAGUCGCAACACAUAUCGAGCGAGAUUAUCUCUCGGUUCCUGGCGAGCAUGAAGCUCUCCUUUCUGCUGCCUCGGGCACAGCUCUACCAUCACUUCAUCCAUCAGGCGCGAAGAUACAACCUCAGUACUGGAACAGAUGGCUGACUAUUGUUCAGCUGUUCUUGGCUCCCUUGCUGAUUGUAGUCGUGAUCUACACGCAAUAUCUUGACGACACGGACAGCAUACGAUCCCUGGUACGACCGAUACUGAUAUCUUUGCUCGUAUCCUUCGUUCUUCUAAUUGCUCUGCUCUUGACCACAACGCCAACUCAUAGACCAAAGCCGUACAACACCAUCUUGUCCAUGGCUGGCUUUGUUGUCUCGAUAGCAUGGAUCUCAACGAUAGCCUCGCAGGUCGUGGCUGUCCUGAAAGCACUUGCUGUCAUCAUGAAUAUGUCGCAUGCGAUUAUGGGUCUCACCAUCUUCGCAGUUGGUAACUCCUUGGGAGAUCUGGUCGCAGACAUUACCGUCGCCAAGUUGGGAUACCCCAUCAUGGCGUUAAGCGCAUGCCUCGGUGGUCCCAUGUUGAACAUCCUGCUAGGCAUCGGUCUCUCGGGCUCCUGGAUAUUGAUACGAGGUGCGGAGCACAGACACGCAAAACAUCCAUCAAGGCCAAUCCAUUACCGCACUUACGAGAUUGAAGUUGGGCAGACUCUGAUUGUCAGUGGUGUCACGCUACUCGUCACGUUGAUCGGACUUCUUAUCGCUGUGCCUAUGAACAAUUGGGUUUUUAGCAGGAAGAUCGGCUGGAUCCUUAUUGGUGUCUGGUGCGUCAGUACUACCAUCAACGUCGUCCUAGAAGUCGUCGGAAUCGGCGAGUCGGGCGGCGAGAAGAGGAAGUCCAGGUGA
Molecule: messenger RNA, 3186 nt
Organism: Aureobasidium subglaciale EXF-2481
Lineage: Eukaryota; Fungi; Ascomycota; Dothideomycetes; Dothideales; Saccotheciaceae
Exons: 2
Coding region: 1-3186 (1061 amino acids)
Biological process (GO): transmembrane transport; intracellular calcium ion homeostasis; monoatomic cation transport
Cellular component (GO): membrane
Molecular function (GO): monoatomic cation transmembrane transporter activity
Source: RefSeq, a predicted model, not a curated record